UUUCGGCAUCUCUUCUCUUCUGAUCUCCCCCCAAUUUCCCCCUUUUUCUGCUCUGAAAUUGAAAUUGAAUCGAUCCGAUCGCAUAAUGCGGAAGACGAAUCGCAGUCAGUGAUGCGUUUUCAGCUUCCGAUCCCUGUUUCUGCUUAGGAACUAUGUCUUCGCCGUCUCCCGGAGCGGCUCCUCCUCCCACUUCGCCGCCGCCGCCACCAGCCAACAUUACUUCCCCUCCGCCUUCUACACCGGCUCCCUCGACCUCCGCGCCCCCGCCUUCUAGUCCGAAUCCUCCAGUCUCUCCUCAGUCCUCUGCCCAGUCUCCGUCGUCUGGGUCUCAUCCCCCUACAGCAAAGCCCUCUACUCCUACUCCGUCGUCCGGGUCUCUCCCUUCUCCGGCGACUCCGUCAACUGCUCCUCCUCCGUCGGAGAAGAAUUCUAGCCAUCCUUCCCAGCCUCCUCCGUCCCGAUCCUCUCAUUCCCCACCGCCCCCUCACCAUUCUGGGGCGAAAGGAUCUCAUCCAACUCCCAAAACCCAUCCACCACCGCCACCAUCAGAUGACGGCGGAGUCUCUACCGGGUUAGUGGUGGGAAUUGCGGCUGCCGCGGUCUUGCUAUUGGUCCUGCUCAGUGUGAUACUCAUUUGCUGUAGGAAGAAACGGAAAAGGCAUCAUGGACCAGUAGAUUACUAUUCUCCACCACCAACUACUGGACUUAAAGCUGAUGCAUAUGGUGGGCCUGCUUACCAAUGGCAACAAAAUGCUCCACCACCAGGGAAUGUUCCUGUUGUGAUUCCUCCAAAGCAUCGUUCCCCACCCUCAAGUGCAUUAUGGCCCCCACCAUCUCCCAUUCCUUCCCCUCAAGGCCCUCAACCUCCACAUCCACUUCGACCUCAAAUGAGCAGUGGUGGAACUUCAUCCAACUAUUCGGGUUCUUCAAAUUCACUUAUACCACUUUCUCCCGGAAUGUCCCUAAGCAUGUCAAAAAGCACAUUUACCUAUGAAGAAUUGGCAAGUGCAACUGAUGGCUUCUCAAAAGCAAACCUUCUUGGACAAGGUGGUUUUGGAUAUGUGCAUAAAGGGGUACUUACAAAUGGAAAAGAGGUUGCUGUUAAACAACUGAAGGAUGGAAGUGGGCAGGGUGAGCGUGAAUUUAGGGCAGAGGUUGAGAUCAUUAGCCGUGUCCAUCACAAACAUCUCGUUUCUUUGGUUGGAUAUUGCAUCACUGGGUCUCAGAGAUUGCUUGUCUAUGAGUUUGUGCCUAAUAACACUUUGGAAUUCCACUUACACGGAAAGGGAAGGCCUGCCUUGGAAUGGCCCUCACGACUUAAGAUUGCUUUAGGUGCUGCAAAAGGACUGGCAUAUCUUCAUGAGGACUGCCAACCCAAAAUCAUUCACCGUGAUAUCAAAUCAGCCAAUAUACUUCUGGAUUUUAAUUUUGAAGCAAAGGUAGCAGAUUUUGGACUUGCAAAAUUAACUUCUGAUACUAACACGCAUGUCUCCACACGAGUAAUGGGCACAUUUGGAUAUUUGGCUCCAGAAUAUGCUUCUUCAGGAAAACUAACUGAAAAAUCAGAUGUAUUCUCGUAUGGGGUUGUGCUCCUGGAGUUGAUUACUGGGCGGCGACCUUUUGACUCCAGUCAAACUUUCAUGGAUGAUAGCUUGUUAGAUUGGGCAAGGCCAAUUCUAACUCGGGCUCUUGAGGAAGGAAACUUUAGUCCUCUUGUGGAUCCACGGAUUGGAAAUGAUUACAGCCGAAAUGAAAUGGCUCGUGUGGUUGCAUGUAUUGCUUCUUGUGUGCAACAUUCAGCUAAGCGCCGUCCUAGAAUGAACCAGGUUUUGAGAGCUUUAGAAGGACAAGUUUCACUGUCUGAUCUUAACGAAGGAAUCACACCGGGACACAACAUGGGGUACAGCUCAUUCGGGAGUUCAGAUUAUGACACCAUGCAAUACAAUGAUGACAUGAGGAAGUUCAGGAAGAUGGCAUUGGGAACCCAUGACUAUGGCAGCACCGGUCAAUAUAGCAACCCGACGAGUGAAUAUGGUGUGAAUGGCUCAAGCAGCGGUGAAGCCCAAGCCCAUACAACUGGGAAGCAAAGUAGAGGUUUCAAUUGAAGAGUUGGAAAAUGGAAACUUAGCACACAUAAAAAAAACUAAGUGCCACAUUGGUAUUGUUCUUAUUGCAUGAUAUAUACUUGUCUCAGCAUAUGAGUAAAAUAGGUCAUUAUAGAGCUCUUUCUUGGUAAGUACUCUUAGUAUCUUAAUGGUUAAUUACUUUGGCAACAGAUAAAUUUCUUUUCGUUUUAGGUAAGAAAUUUAACUAUUUGCUGGACUCAAACCAGUCCCUCUGUUGUAUAACUUGGUACUUAUAUAUCUAAUCGCCAGACGCCAGACAUUUCAUAGAUUACAAUGGUUUGGUCAUAUUGCUAUAACAACACUAGUGGGGGAGAGAGGCAUGGCAAGCCAAGACAUGGGUUGAGCAGUUGAGAGUGGUUUUCAGCAUUAAACCUCUCUGAGGCCAUAGACUAUAUUCCUGUAAGUCUAAUUGAAGUUCUUUGAGAAGCCAUGUUAGGUUUGUAAAGCACUUUGCAGAGAUUGCCUAUGAGUGCCUAGCACUUAAACUCAACAAAUAUUGAAAAUAGAACUCAUAAAGCUAUCUAUAGUAC
This is a messenger RNA of Cuscuta campestris, 2656 nucleotides long. Lineage: Eukaryota; Viridiplantae; Streptophyta; Magnoliopsida; Solanales; Convolvulaceae. The record is from the annotation of a GenBank genome assembly.